Messenger RNA from Knipowitschia caucasica, 6201 nucleotides. The record is from the annotation of a GenBank genome assembly. NCBI's taxonomy places the organism in Eukaryota, Metazoa, Chordata, Actinopteri, Gobiiformes, Gobiidae.
AUGCUUGUGUUGAGGAACUUAAACCAGAGGACGGACCAGGAGAGGACAGACCAGGAGAGGACAUACCAGGAGAGGAGCAGGAGAGGAUGUACCAGGAGAGGACAGACCAGGAGAGGAGCAGGCGAGGACGUACCAGGAGAGAAGCAGGAGAGGACGUACCAGAAGAGGAGCAGGAGAGGACAGACCAGGAGAGGACAGACCAGGAGAGGACGUACCAGGAGAGGAGCAGGAGAGGAUGUACCAGGAGAGGACAGACCAGGAGAGGAGCAGGCGAGGACGUACCAGGAGAGAAGCAGGAGAGGACGUACCAGAAGAGGAGCAGGAGUACAGGAGGACAGACCAGGAGAGGACAGACCAGGAGAGGACGUACCAGGAGAGGAGCAGGAGAGGAUGUACCAGGAGAGGACAGACCAGGAGAGGAGCAGGCGGAGAGGACGUACCAGGAGAGAAGCAGGAGAGAGGACGUACCAGGAGAGACAGAGAGGACGUACCAGAAGAGGAGCAGGAGAGGACAGACCAGGAGAGGACAGACCAGGAGAGGACGUACCAGGAGAGGAGCAGGAGAGGAUGUACCAGGAGAGGACAGACCAGGAGAGGAGCAGGCGAGGACGUACCAGGAGAGAAGCAGGAGAGGACGUACCAGAAGAGGAGCAGGAGAGGACAGACCAGGAGAGGACAGACCAGGAGAGGACGUACCAGGAGAGGAGCAGGAGAGGAUGUACCAGGAGAGGACAGACCAGGAGAGGAGCAGGCGAGGACGUACCAGGAGAGAAGCAGGAGAGGACGUACCAGAAGAGGAGCAGGAGAGGACAGACCAGGAGAGGACAGACCAGGAGAGGACAGACCGAGAGGAGGGAGGACGUACCAGGAGAGGAGCAGGAGAGGAUGUACCAGGAGAGGACAGACCAGGAGAGGAGCAGGCGAGGACGUACCAGGAGAGAAGCAGGAGAGGACGUACCAGAAGAGGAGCAGGAGAGGACAGACCAGGAGCAGGAGAGACCAGGAGAGGACGUACCAGGAGAGGAGCAGGAGAGGAUGUACCAGGAGAGGACAGACCAGGAGAGGAGCAGGCGAGGACGUACCAGGAGAGAAGCAGGAGAGGACGUACCAGAAGAGGAGCAGGAGAGGACAGACCAGGAGAGGACAGACCAGGAGAGGACGUACCAGGAGAGGAGCAGGAGAGGAUGUACCAGGAGAGGACAGACCAGGAGAGGAGCAGGCGAGGACGUACCAGGAGAGAAGCAGGAGAGGACGUACCAGAAGAGGAGCAGGAGAGGACAGACCAGGAGAGGACAGACCAGGAGAGGACGUACCAGGAGAGGAGCAGGAGAGGAUGUACCAGGAGAGGACAGACCAGGAGAGGAGCAGGCGAGGACGUACCAGGAGAGAAGCAGGAGAGGACGUACCAGAAGAGGAGCAGGAGAGGACAGACCAGGAGAGGACGUACCAGGAGAGGAGCAGGAGAGGAUGUACCAGGAGAGGACAGACCAGGAGAGGAGCAGGCGAGGACGUACCAGGAGAGAAGCAGGAGAGGACGUACCAGAAGAGGAGCAGGAGAGGACAGACCAGGAGAGGACAGAGACCAGGAGAGGACGUACCAGGAGAGGAGCAGGAGAGGAUGUACCAGGAGAGGACAGACCAGGAGCAGGAGAGGAUGUACCAGGAGAGGAUGUACCAGGAGAGGACGGACCAGGAGAGGACAGACCAGGAGAGGAGCAGAAGAGGACAGACCAGGAGAGGAGCAGGCGAGGACGUACCAGGAGAGGACGUACCAGGAGAGGAGCAGGAGAGGACGUACCAGGAGAGGACAGACCAGGAGAGGAGCAGGAGAGGACGUACAAGGAGAGGACGUACCAGGAGAGGAGCAGGAGAGGACGUACCAGGAGAGGACGUACCAGGAGAGGAGCAGGCGAGGACGUACCAGGAGAGGACAGACCAGGAGAGGAGCAGAAGAGGACGUACCAGGAGAGGACGUACCAGGAGAGGAGCAGGAGAGGACGUACCAGGAGAGGAGCAGGAGAGGAUGUACCAGGAGAGGACAGACCAGGAGAGGAGCAGAAGAGGACAGACCAGGAGAGGAGCAGGCGAGGACGUACCAGGAGAGGAGCAGGAGAGGAUGUACCAGGAGAGGAUGUACCAGGAGAGGAGCAGGAGAGGAUGUACCAGGAGAGGAGCAGGAGAGGAUGUACCAGGAGAGGACAGACCAGGAGAGGAGCAGAAGAGGACGUACCAGGAGAGGAGCAGGAGAGGAUGUACCAGGAGAGGAGCAGGAGAGGACGUACCAGGAGAGGAGCAGGAGAGGACGUACCAGGAGAGGACGUACCAGGAGAGGAGCAGGAGAGGACGUACCAGGAGAGGAGCAGGAGAGGAUGUACCAGGAGAGGAGCAGGAGAGGAUGUACCAGGAGAGGACAGACCAGGAGAGGAGCAGAAGAGGACAGACCAGGAGAGGAGCAGGCGAGGACGUACCAGGAGAGGAGCAGGAGAGGAUGUACCAGGAGAGGACAGACCAGGAGAGGAGCAGAAGAGGACAGACCAGGAGAGGAGCAGGCGAGGACGUACCAGGAGAGGAGCAGGAGAGGAUGUACCAGGAGAGGAGCAGGAGAGGAUGUACCAGGAGAGGACAGACCAGGAGAGGAGCAGAAGAGGACAGACCAGGAGAGGAGCAGGCGAGGACGUACCAGGAGAGGAGCAGGAGAGGAUGUACCAGGAGAGGACAGACCAGGGGCUGACAUCUCCCAUGGUGAACUCAGACACACGGGAGGAGCUCGGGGUAGAGCCGCUGCUUCCCCACGCCGAGAGGAACCAGGGAGGAGACAGGAGACCAGGAGGAGACCCAGGACACAGAGGGAGGAGACCAGGAGGAGACCAGGACACAGAGGGAGGAGACCAGGAGGAGACCAGGACACAGAGGGAGGAGACCAGGACACAGAGGGAGGAGACCAGGAGGAGACCCAGGACACAGAGGGAGGAGACCAGGAGGAGACCAGGACACAGAGGGAGGAGACCAGGAGGAGACCAGGACACAGAGGGAGGAGACCAGGAGGAGACCCAGGACACAGAGGAGGAGACCAGGAGGAGACCCAGGACACAGAGACAGGAGACCAGGAGGAGACCCAGGACACAGAGGGAGGAGACCAGGAGGAGACCCAGGGCACAGAGACAGGAGACCAGGAGGAGACCCAGGGCACAGAGACAGGAGACCAGGAGGAGACCCAGGGCACAGAGACAGGAGACCAGGAGGAGACCCAGGACACAGAGGGAGGAGACCAGGAGGAGACCAGGACACAGAGGAGGAGACCAGGAGGAGACCCAGGACACAGAGACAGGAGACCAGGAGGAGACCCAGGGCACAGAGACAGGAGACCAGGAGGAGACCCAGGACACAGAGGGAGGAGACCAGGAGGAGACCCAGGCACAGAGACAGGAGACCAGGAGGAGACCCAGGGCACAGAGACAGGAGACCAGGAGGAGACCCAGGGCACAGAGACAGGAGACCAGGAGGAGACCCAGGCACAGAGGGAGGAGACCAGGAGGAGACCCAGGCACACAGAGGAGGAGACCAGGAGGAGGACCGGGGACAGACAGAGGGAGGAGACCAGGAGGAGACCCAGGACACAGAGGGAGGAGACCAGGAGGAGACCCAGGACACAGAGGGAGGAGACCAGGAGGAGACCCAGGAACACAGAGGGAGGAGACCAGGAGGAGACCAGGACACAGAGGGAGGAGACCAGGAGGAGACCAGGACACAGAGGGAGGAGACCAGGAGGAGACCCAGGACACAGAGACAGGAGACCAGGAGGAGACCCAGGGCACAGAGACAGGAGACCAGGAGGAGACCCAGGGCACAGAGACAGGAGACCAGGAGGAGACCCAGGGCACAGAGACAGGAGACCAGGAGGAGACCCAGGGCACAGAGACAGGAGACCAGGAGGAGACCCAGGGCACAGAGACAGGAGACCAGGAGGAGACCCAGGGCACAGAGACAGGAGACCAGGAGGAGACCCAGGACACAGAGGGAGGAGACCAGGAGGAGACCCAGGACACAGAGGAGGAGACCAGGAGGAGACCAGGACACAGAGGGAGGAGACCAGGAGGAGACCCAGGACACAGAGGGAGGAGACCAGGAGGAGACCAGGACACAGAGGGAGGAGACCAGGAGGAGACCCAGGACACAGAGGGAGGAGACCAGGAGGAGACCAGGACACAGAGGGAGGAGACCAGGAGGAGACCCAGGACACAGAGGGAGGAGACCAGGAGGAGACCCAGGACACAGAGGACGGAGACCAGGAGGAGACCCAGGACACAGAGACAGGAGACCAGGAGGAGACCCAGGGCACAGAGACAGGAGACCAGGAGGAGACCCAGGGCACAGAGACAGGAGACCAGGAGGAGACCCAGGGCACAGAGACAGGAGACCAGGAGGAGACCCAGGACACAGAGGAGGACCAGGACACAGAGAGGAGACCAGGAGGAGACCCAGGACACAGAGGGAGGAGACCAGGAGGAGACCAGGACACAGAGGGAGGAGACCAGGAGGGACCCAGGACACAGAGGGAGGAGACCAGGAGGAGACCCAGGACACAGAGGGAGGAGACCAGGAGGAGACCAGGACACAGAGGGAGGAGACCAGGAGGAGACCCAGGACACAGAGGGAGGAGACCAGGAGGAGACCAGACACCAGGAGGAGACCAGGCACAGAGGAGGAGACCAGGAGGAGACCCAGGACACAGAGGGAGGAGACCAGGAGGAGACCCAGGACACAGAGGGAGGAGACCAGGAGGAGACCCAGGACACAGAGGGAGGAGACCAGGAGGAGACCAGGACACGAGGAGGAGACCAGGACAAGAGGAGGAGACCAGGAGGAGACCAGGACACAGAGGGAGGAGACCAGGAGGAGACCCAGGACACAGAGGGAGGAGACCAGGAGGAGACCCAGGACACAGAGGGAGGAGACCAGGAGGAGACCCAGGACACAGAGGGAGGAGACCAGGAGGAGACCCAGGACACAGAGGGAGGAGACCAGGAGGAGACCCAGGACACAGAGGGAGGAGACCAGGAGGAGACCAGGACACAGAGGGAGGAGACCAGGAGGAGACCCAGGACAACGAGGGAGGAGACCAGGAGGAGACCAGGACACAGAGGGAGGAGACCAGGAGGAGACCCAGGACACAGAGGGAGGAGACCAGGAGGAGACCAGGACACAGAGGGAGGAGACCAGGAGGAGACCCAGGACACAGAGGGAGGAGACCAGGAGGAGACCCAGGACACAGAGACAGGAGACCAGGAGGAGACCCAGGGCACAGAGACAGGAGACCAGGAGGAGACCCAGGGCACAGAGACAGGAGACCAGGAGGAGACCCAGGGCACAGAGACAGGAGACCAGGAGGAGACCCAGGACACAGAGGGAGGAGACCAGGAGGAGACCCAGGACACAGAGGGAGGAGACCAGGACACAGAGGGAGGAGACCAGGACACAGAGGGAGGAGACCAGGAGGAGACCCAGGACACAGAGGGAGGAGACCAGGAGGAGACCAGGACACAGAGGGAGGAGACCUGGAGGAGACCCAGGACACAGAGGGAGGAGACCAGGAGGAGACCCAGGACACAGAGGGAGGAGACCAGGAGGAGACCAGGACACAGAGGGAGGAGACCAGGAGGAGACCCAGGACACAGAGGGAGGAGACCAGGAGGAGACCAGGACACAGAGGGAGGAGACCAGGAGGAGACCCAGGACACAGAGGGAGGAGACCAGGAGGAGACCAGGACACAGAGGGAGGAGACCAGGAGGAGACCCAGGACACAGAGGGAGGAGACCAGGAGGAGACCCAGGACACAGAGGGAGGAGACCAGGAGGAGACCCAGGACACAGAGGGAGGAGACCAGGAGGAGACCCAGGACACAGAGGGAGGAGACCAGGAGGAGACCAGGAGGAGACCAGGACACAGAGGGACUAUCGUCUCCACCUUUUCUACGCACUCGAACAAAGCCCAAAGCCACCGCAGCCUUCUCCUUCUCACCCACGGGGAUUAUCAGCGGUUAUGAACUCACAGAUUCUUCUCAUCCGCACGAGGAGACGGUUAAGUGUGGAAUCCUCAGUUAUUUAAGGUGGGAUCGAGCGCCAUUUUGUCUCAUUUUACCCUUUGUCCUCACAGUGUUCCCAGGAUCCACUCACAUCAGCUCUGGCCCUUGGACUCUCUAG